Molecule: messenger RNA, 231 nt
Organism: Trichosporon asahii var. asahii CBS 2479
Lineage: Eukaryota; Fungi; Basidiomycota; Tremellomycetes; Trichosporonales; Trichosporonaceae
Exons: 1
Coding region: 1-231 (76 amino acids)
Source: RefSeq, a predicted model, not a curated record
AUGUUGACCCGCCGCAAGAGCCAGCCCAGCCCUCCGCCUCCGCCUGAGCAUGACGAGCUCGACGAUACCAAGUCUGACCUGACCGAACUCGACAUCAAGUCAGAAUCGGACCAGACUCCUGAGCCCGCUCCCAAGCCAGCGAAGGGCAAGCGCAAGGCGACCAACCCAUCAAAGCCCGCUUCCUCUGGUACUGUCCAGCAUCGAGGUUCGACACGCACUGACACCAGCUAA